Messenger RNA from Alosa sapidissima (American shad), 1123 nucleotides. RefSeq names its product HEPACAM family member 2-like. The transcript has 7 exons. Bases 201 to 1031 code for a protein of 276 amino acids. NCBI's taxonomy places the organism in Eukaryota, Metazoa, Chordata, Actinopteri, Clupeiformes, Clupeidae. The record is from RefSeq and is a predicted model, not a curated record.
GUCAAGAUUGUUGCACAGUGACUUGUUCACUGCUUGUGAUCCAGAAGCACUCAACAUAACCCAACUGUCAUCCAGAGUAACAGUCAUUGCUGAAUUGGUGCCCUUUCCGGUGAUGAAAAUGUCUAGCACCAGCAUGAUAACAUCAUGGCAGACUGUACUCUUUCUGACUGCAGGUAGAACAAGAUCUGCUUUUAAAAGGCAUGAAGGUAUUUUUGGUGCAUUUUCUCCUGAGUCUAACAGCUGUGACCUACUCCUCUACACAUGUCUGUGGUCUUAAAGGAGCAUCAGUGGUCCUGCCCUGCACAUACCAGUAUUCUUAUGGAGACACGUAUCUGGGAGGAGAGUGGUAUGAAGAGAAGAGUGGUAGAGUCAUAAAACACAGUCACUCUAAUUAUCCUGACUGCAGCCUGAACAUAGACACACUUUCAGAUGGAGACUCUGGUGUUUAUCAGUUUCGGUUUUAUACAGUCUUACACUUGAAAUGGAUGACAAGCAAACCUGGUAUUACAUUGUCUGUUACAGAUCUGCAGGUGUGGGCACCUCUUGAUACAGUGAAAGAGGGGGACAAAGUCACCCAUACCUGUAAUACUACCUGUACUCUGAGUAACGACCCCACCUUCAUCUGGUACAAGAAUGGACAGCCAGUGACCUAUAAACACACAACCAGAGACAACAAGCUGCAUCUAAACCCAGCCAGCAGUGAGGAUACAGGCAAUUACUCCUGUGCUGUUAAAAAAUAUGAGAGUCUCUCUUCAACAGCUGUCUCUCUCAAUGUCCGAUCAAUAAAGAUGGGCACCAUGUUAUUUGUUUUGGUAAGAGGUGUGAUGGCUCUUCUGACUGUGGCAGCUUCAGUUGCUGUCACUGUAGCCUUUGUAAGAAGUAAAAGAAGUAAAGAAACCAAUGUGCAGAGUGUGGGGACUGUGAGUGACACGUACAUGCCUCUCCAGAGAAGAACUCAGUCCUCAGUGUAUGAGACUCUACAGGGAAGAGAGACGCCCCAAACAGAGAUGAAGAUGAAGGAUCUUUCAUAGACUGUCUUUCAACAGUUUUGGUUUUGGGCAAUUCCACGGAAAAUUGACUUUUUGUCACAUCCAUAACGCCAGUGAAAUGCCUUGGCAUUUGU